GCCCACGUGAACAUCGAGCGCUUUUUGCUCGCGCCCUAACUUGUCCUUGACUUCUACGGUCUAGCCCCACCACCUUAACAGUAUUUACUUUCAGACAUACACACACGGUAUCCCACGGCUUCAGUGCUUCAGUGCCCUGGGGCCCUCACUAGCUCGCGUUGUUGCGCAAGAAACAGUAUGGACUUUCUCCCUGUUGCGCCGCGCGUGGUCGGCUUCUCUGCCACGGAGGCGCCCCUGCAGCACGAGGCAGCUCACGAGGUUUGCAAGCUGCAGACGCAGCGGAGCUUGCUCAGCGAGAUGCUGAGCCAGUGCGCGCAAGAAGGCGAGUACUCGGAGAGUGAGGUCGACGACGAGGAGAGCUACAGCGACGAUGAUGAUGCUGGGGCGCCCAUCGUGCGCCAGGACACCGGCUCAAGUAUGGAGCCAGCGCGCUCCGAGCCCAUCGCAAUCCCUUGCGGAGAGUCUUUCGCAAACCAGCGUGCCAAGGACGCCUACCGUCGCCUGCUGUACCAGAAGCAGGUUGAGCACCUUUACCAGAAGCAGCAGCAGCAAGUGCAGCAGAUCGCACUGGCGCAACAACGGCAGCAGGCGUACCUGGUGCAACAGCAGCGCCUGCAGCAGGCGCAGGCGCAGGCCCGCGCGCAGGGGCGCGUGUAAGCAGUCACUAGUCACGUGCGACUCGAGCGCUCGAUGUGGCGCACCAUUCUGACCGCGGACUAGUCCUUGCUUACGUGGGUUGCGUGACUACUACUCUGUGAUAUCUAUGCUGCACAUCAGCAGUGACAUUUUCGUCGCUGGCAUAACCGAGCCGGCUGCUAUCCGCCUGGCGGCAUCUGCCGGCGGCAGCGGUUUGACAUGCCUGCGCAAGUGACAAGCGUGCGUGCAACGCAGCGUUGCCAUUCCCACGCGGUGUGGGUCAUGGCGUGACGAUCAGGGGAUUCUAAUCGUUUGACGUACAUGACGUGUGGCAGCACGCCUGCUUUUUCUCUGACCCAAGACUGCAUGUAGUGAGCCCGCCCUCUUGGGCUUGCUCCCGAACCGAAUGCAACCGGAAUCCGCUCUUGCGUGGUAGCCGUAUGGCAAUAGACGUAAUACUGCUGAGCGUGAUGAGCUUGCAGAGCGCGUGGGCUUUGAGUGCUUUUGGAGAUUGCUACAUUGAGGGGGGUUGAUUAGCCCGGCGUGCCGGGCCAUUAGUGAAUUUGUUUGCUCGAGGAGUGAUUGUCGGUUGAGCAGCGCGUGUGGCAUGGCAAGUGUUGCCAGUCCGGGAGCAGGCAGCGAUGAUGGCUGGACACAUGGGACACCUCGUACGCAGAUGAUUAUGGCAAGUGCGUGUUCCUGGGUCUGGCGACUCACCAACGAAGAGGACCGAGACAAAACGAAAAAGGAGAGGCUUGUCGUCGGAUGCCCAAGCGGGUAAGGCAGGCGUUUGUGCGGGCGAGAGGGGAAAGCAUGCUGUGACUUGAGGGCUUGUGCGCCAUAUAGUAGGCAGACCGUGACCUGUGACGAAUAGUACGCAUAGACUUUGAAAGUGAAGCUGGCGAUGUAGUUGUUUGUUUGGCAGACAGGUAGACCGUGCAUGACUUUUUGGAAAGCGGGCCAUUCGAGUGUAGAAUGUAGGCGCUACAGCUGGAACUAGGAGUAGUUGUUUAGCAUGUACGAGUACGUUAAGGGGACUUUAGGGUACUUACUGUUUGAACCGGACGGCAGUGCGCCCCGUUGGGGCGGAGCGCGUGCUCAGUCAUGGUUGCUCAAGAACUGUGGGGUGCAGCUGUGGGAAAUGGCAAGAAGACUGCGCCUGCGCGAGAGAAAGGUUUUAGGAUAGCGGUGAGUCCGUACAGCACAAUUGGGUUACGCUGCCAAGGUUCAUGGAUGAUUUUGAAAGCUUAUACAACAACAUGCGCAGGCUUGGCAAGAAUAUGUUUUGUUUGCCGGUGGCAAAUAUGGUGCUAGUGAACACGAAGGAAUGCGCUAAGAGGAAGUAGACGUGGACGAUAUGUAAGACGGAGUCUGC
Messenger RNA from Chlamydomonas reinhardtii, 2011 nucleotides. RefSeq lists its product as uncharacterized. The coding region runs from base 178 to 657 and encodes 159 amino acids. The record is from RefSeq and is a predicted model, not a curated record. Lineage: Eukaryota; Viridiplantae; Chlorophyta; Chlorophyceae; Chlamydomonadales; Chlamydomonadaceae. The transcript has 2 exons.